Molecule: messenger RNA, 3953 nt
Organism: Brienomyrus brachyistius
Lineage: Eukaryota; Metazoa; Chordata; Actinopteri; Osteoglossiformes; Mormyridae
Product: probable phosphatase phospho1
Exons: 4
Coding region: 1384-2208 (274 amino acids)
Molecular function (GO): phosphatase activity
Source: RefSeq, a predicted model, not a curated record
CCCAGCUGAGGAUUCGCCAAGGGAAAGAAAUUACUGUACAAAGUGUUAUUAGAGGUGAUGUGUGAAGCUGAGAAGGGAAGGUUUUGGGCCCCUGAACAUUGUGGAAGCAGCAUCUUGUCUGCUGGUGGACUGAUGGGGUGCCUUGAUGGGCAUGGAGAGUGUGCACACUGCCAAGAAAGUGGAGGCCACGGGGCAUGAGGAGGGCGUGGAUACAAAACAAUGCAUAACUUACAUGGUCGGGGAACACGAUACCAACACAGUGCGGAUUUUAACCUAUGGGGGCGUGCCAUCCACCUCCUCAGCCUAAGUUCACGUUUUGUUAGGGAGCUCAGAAAUUCUAGGUACAGCCCUGCAUCCGCAUAAAUAAUAUUUUUUAUAAUUUUUCAUUACCUCCAGUAAUGGAAAAACAACCCCCUGGACUCCCUAAACUGGGUGGAAUGCUCAACCCAGAGUUACGGUUUUGGAUGUAUGCAGUUGGAUUCUAGGGAAAAUGUGGUUCCUGUGGUUCCUUUCAAUUAACCAUCCAUCCAUCCAUCUUCCAAGUUUUUGGACUGUGGGGGGGAAACCGGAGUACCCGGAGGAAACCCCACGACGACAUGGGGAGAACAUGCAAACUCCACACACAUGUGACCCAGGCGGAGACUUGAACCCGGGUCCUAGUGGUGUGAGGCAACAGUGCUAACCACUGCACCACCAUGCCGCCCCCUUCAAUUAACCAAACAGGAAUAAAAAUGAAACAUACGGUGGAGUUUUAUACCGCAUUAUAUGAACUUUAAAAGGUUUCAUCAUAGCAAAAUGAGCAAUACAUGUGAACAAAAGGGACCGUUUUCUCAAUCGUUAAAUGUAAAGCGGAACGGCAGUGAGAGAGACGCUUUGGGGAGAGGUGCGUCACCCCCUGUAUUUUAACAGAGCCUUGUAGGCGGCUCAUCAUUGGCCGGCGUCCCGGGUCGUCUCCCCCCCCCCCUCGUCUACCUACCCCCCAGCCCAUAAAACGCGCCGGGAGCGCUGCGCUUCCUCCGGAGAGCAGGAAUGUCCGCGGCGCGGGACGCGAGGAAACCGCGCCGCAUCAUGACAGUCUGACCGGUGUUUUUGCGCACGAACGGAGAUAUAGGACGCGAUGCGAGUCGCCCCGCCGGGUCGGAUCACCGCGAAGUGCAGACACCUCCAGCAUCUCUCCCGCCGGCAUUUCACUUUCCAGCGAUUGUCCAGAGGACUUCAGAUACAGUAAACUAAAGUACUAUUGUGAGCUGUUUUCCCAGAAUCCCCGGCUCAGUAUCCCCCCCCUCCCCACAGAGAGUGUCCACAGAGGGGGCCAAUAAACACAAGGGAAAGGAAAGCCAAUCACAUCGUCACUCGGUGUAGUAAGAACAGAGGCGGCCAAUCAUGCGGGACUCUGUAUUCAACUGCUGCUUUCUCCCACCCCCUCCCCCAGGCGAGGUGGAAAUCUUGAACCGGCGGCCUGGCAAAAUGGCCGCUCCCGCCGACAAGCGCUUCCUGAUAUUUUUUGACUUCGACGAGACCAUCGUGGAUCAGUGCAGUGAUGAUGUGGUGGUCCAGGCUGCUCCUGGCCAGAGGCUCCCUAGCUGGCUGAAAGAUACGUACCAGCCCGGGCACUACAACGAGUACAUGCAGCGGGUGCUGGCCUACAUGGCGGAGCAGGGUGUGACGGAACAGGCCAUCCGAUCUGUCAUCGAGAAGAUCCCCGCCUCGCCCGGCAUCCUAACCCUUUUCCAGUACCUGCACACCCGUACCCAAGACUUCGAGAUCGUGCUGGUGUCUGACGCCAACAUGUUCUUCAUCGAGACCUGGCUCCGCCGUGCAGGUGCCCGUCAGCUCUUCCUCAAGAUCUUCACCAAUCCCGCAUCCUUCAACGAAGACGGCCGCCUUCUCCUGGGGCCCUACCACGCCCACAACUGUCCCCGCUGCCCGGAGAACAUGUGUAAGCAGGUCAUCGUGCGAGACCACCUGGCCAGGCGGAUCCGGGAGCGAGGACGCCCCUACCAACAUGUCUUCUACGUCGGAGAUGGGGCCAACGACUUUUGCCCCUCGCUGGUCCUGGGUCCCCGCGACACAGCCUUUGCCCGCCGCGAUUACCCCAUGCACAAGCUCAUCAUGGAGGUGCAGGCCGACUUCAAGGCUACCGUAGUCCCCUGGGCCAGUGGGGAGGAUGUGGUGGCACGUCUGAGAAGGCUGGUGGAGGAGAAAUAAAGCUUGAGGGCCAAGUGGAUGACAGACGCACCUCCCAGACAGACGCCACCUCCCUGACAGACGCACUCUCCCAGACAGACGCACCUCCCAGACAGACGCCACCUCCCUGACAGACGCACCUCCCAGACAGACGCACCUCCCUGACAGACGCCACCUCCCUGACAGACGCACUCUCCCUGACAGACGCACUCACCCAGACAGACGCACCUCCCAGACAGACGCACCUCCCUGACAGACGCCACCUCCCUGACAGACGCCACCUCCCUGACAGACGCCACCUCCCAGACAGACGCACCUCCCUGACAGACGCACCUCCCUGACAGACGCCACCUCCCUGACAGACGCCACCUCCCAGACAGACGCACCUCCCAGACAGACGCACCUCCCUGACUCACAGAAUGCAUUAUGUAUUUGUGCCAGAGUGGCAGACAGCUCUUAGAAAGAAAAGAGUAAAAAUGUACCCUUGCAUUUGUACCUUAUAAGGUACAGAAAUGGACUCUGAGGAACACCCCAAAGGUACAAAUAGCAUUAAUGUACCAUCAAUGGUACAGAAAUGUUCCUCAGAUUCCAUUUCUUUACCUUAAAAGGUACAAUUACCUAAGGCUAAGGGUACAAAUGGCAGACCCUUGAAGGUACAAAGUUUUACCUCUUUUUUUCUGAAACUAGCAAAAAAAUAAGCACAAGUAUAUAACUCAGGCGACCAGCUAAAUCUGCCAUGAAACAGCACUACCUGAUUAGCUGAUAAACCCCCGCAACCAACAAAAAUGGUUGCCUGAAAUUAUCAGUGUCUAAAUGAAAAUUCAUAGAGUCAGAACCCAAUAUAAUCUUGGUUUCUGUUGGAUGAAAACAAAUUUUGUGCCACACAUCUAGGCUUCUUUACAUAGUCAGUGUCAUAAAGCCAGCAAACUGAUUGAAAUAAUUUUUUAUCCUGCCCUCAGUUUCAAAGACUGAUAUCUUGUCAUUAAAGCAUGAAUACUGUUGGUAACCACGUUCAACCUCAUACGUCUGAAUCUGCGAUAUCAGAUAACAGCAUUAGUGGUGUACUGCUUACAUUAGGAAUGACUAUUAAUUGGAACUGGAAUGAUUAAGAAUAGAAAUUGAAAUCUAACCAGCUAACUAUCCUAACUGUAGUUUUAUUUGUAAUUAUGUAACGUAAUUUAAUAAUAACAAAACAAAUAUAACUUCGUGAUUUCUGGACGUCAUGAAUCUAUGAAUCUCUGUUAGUUGUUUUUGUAUUAUUAUUAUUACUUUGUUGUUGUAUCACAAGUAAUUAUUUCACAUUUUAUUUGGUAUUUUACUGAUUGUCGACCAAAUUGUCUUUUCAUAGCACCUAUGAGCGCCACCUGCUGCCUUACAUUAGAUCGCGGGUCUUCGGUCGGUCAUGUCAGGUUUAUGAUUUUUAUUAAAGAAACUAUCUCGAUCUCUUUUCUCAAGAUCAAAUGCUGACAUAAAAUACGCAGAAAUUUUCUGUGUUCUAUUAUUAUUAUUCUGUGCAUUUUAUUAACUGGAUUACCACGAAUUUCUUCAGGUGCUGUGUCUUGUUCUGUGUCAAUGUUUUUUUUUUAAUUCAGCGUGUUUAAUUCAAUUCGUGUUUUAAAAUGUACAAGAAUAAAAUACAUCUGUGCAUUUUAUUAUGACCAAAAGGAAUACAAAGCCAUCAACAAAAACGAAGGUUUCCUCUUUUACCGGUGGUGUUACUUGACAUUUGCAUCGCCUGUUUGAUUAAAGUUUUAAAAUGGACGGCA